CGUAAUAUUGAUCAAAAUUUUAAUCUCAUUUGCAUAGAAAAAUCAAAUGCUUUCUCUCUCGUCCAUCCUGUAUAUAAACUAAGCGCAUGGAUUUCAUUUUCUAUUUCCAGCUGCCUCAAGACCCAUUCCUUUCUCUGUCUUUUGCUCUCGCUUUCUCUUUGUAUUUGCAACAAUGAAACCCCGAGGUCCUGCCAAAGUCUCUGUCAAAUGGAUUCCAAUCCUCUGCGUCUUUUGCUUCGUCCUUGGAAUUCUCUUCUCCAACAGAGCGUGGGAUCCACCCGAAUCAAACGGUCAGCUGAUAGCUCAGCGUCGACAUGACCAAGAGCUACAAGUCGUAUCUGAAGAUUCAACAGCUCAAAAGAAGGUUUCGCAUGAUGAAGAUGUAAUGGACGAAGUUUUGAAAACGCAUGAAGCAAUUCAGCGUACCAGAUCGCUAGAUAAGUCAAUUGCAAUGCUUGAAAUGCAAUUAGCUGCAUCUAGAAGUUCACAGGAGAUGAGCGUAGACCGCUCCGCUUCCUUGUCUACGUUGCCUCGUGAGAGCCCACCCAGGCAAAAAGUGUUCAUGGUUAUUGGGAUUAAUACAGCUUUUAGUAGUAGAAAGAGGCGUGAUUCUGUUAGAGAGACUUGGAUGCCUCAAGGAGAUAAGCUUCUCCAAUUGGAGCGUGAGAAGGGGAUUGUUAUUCGCUUCAUGAUUGGCCAUAGUGCAACAUCAAACAGCAUUUUAGAUAGAGCUAUUGAUUCAGAAGAUUCUCAGCAUAAGGAUUUCCUUAGGCUGGAGCAUGUUGAAGGAUAUCAUGAAUUGUCUGCAAAGACAAAAAUUUUCUUUUCUACUGCAGUUGCUAAGUGGGAUGCUGAAUACUAUGUCAAGGUGGAUGAUGAUGUCCAUGUUAAUCUGGGUAUGUUAGCUGCUACUCUUGCCCGGCAUCGUUCAAAACCCAGGGUGUACAUUGGAUGUAUGAAGUCUGGACCGGUUCUUUCUCAGAAGAAUGUCAAGUAUCAUGAACCAGAGUAUUGGAAAUUUGGAGAGGAAGGGAACAAAUAUUUCCGACAUGCAACUGGACAGAUAUACGCAAUCUCAAAGGAUCUUGCCACAUAUAUCUCCAUCAACCAGCCGCUAUUGCACAAGUAUGCUAAUGAAGAUGUGUCACUUGGAUCAUGGUUUAUUGGUCUUGAGGUAGAACACAUUGAUGACCGCAACAUGUGCUGUGGAACUCCACCAGAUUGUGAGUGGAAGGCACAGGCAGGCAAUGUAUGCAUUGCAUCUUUUGACUGGAGCUGCAGCGGAAUCUGCAAAUCUGUAGAGAAGAUCAAAUUUGUUCAUGAAAGAUGUGGUGAAGGGGAUGGAGCUGUAUGGAGUGCUCUCUUUUAGAUUACAUGGGAUGUUGUUACUUGGGCAAACAGACAUCCACAACCAUGUCUAUGGUGGUCUGCAAAAUGUUGAGAAGCAAUUAAGAGUGAAGAUGGAGAAAGCAUUACAUGUUCUUCACAAUUUUCCGUAUAUUUUCCUUGUUCAAAUUGUUGCAAGAAGCUUUGCAAGGAUUUAACGCAAGAACUUAUGCAAUGUUUACACGGAUGCUUUUCAUUCAAGAUACUAGUUGUUGCAUAGAGAUGGCUUUAAGAAGAAAGAGUGCCAAGAAUACAAUUGAAAAUACCCGAAUGCACAUCAUUAUACUUUUAGAUAGGGGGCGAGAAGGUUUUUUUCUAUCUCAUAUAUAUAUAUAUGUAAGGGAAAAUCAGAGUUGAAUGUAAUUUAUUAGAUUGAUACUCCACACAGGUUUGCUGUGUGGCUGUGUCAGCAGAUGUUAAACUGAUGUAAGCUCCUUUGAAUCAGGCAAUAGUUAUUGCAAAGUUUUGUAAUUUUUUGUCCA
Jatropha curcas is the source of this 1868-nucleotide messenger RNA. Its product is annotated as Galactosyltransferase family protein. Lineage: Eukaryota; Viridiplantae; Streptophyta; Magnoliopsida; Malpighiales; Euphorbiaceae. Gene Ontology annotation, cellular component: Golgi membrane. Gene Ontology annotation, molecular function: beta-1,3-galactosyltransferase activity. The record is from RefSeq and is a predicted model, not a curated record.